Molecule: messenger RNA, 2780 nt
Organism: Austrofundulus limnaeus
Lineage: Eukaryota; Metazoa; Chordata; Actinopteri; Cyprinodontiformes; Rivulidae
Exons: 9
Coding region: 573-1820 (415 amino acids)
Source: RefSeq, a predicted model, not a curated record
AAAAAAAAAAGGAGUAAAAGCAUCUAGUUUGAUCUGAUCCACACCUCCAAACAUGUUUGUGCCAGGAAAGUCUGUACCGAGCUCCAGUCAACAGUGGAACACGGCGGCGGGAGCGUCAUUAUGUGGAGUUUUGCUGGAACAAGGUAUUUAAAAUGCUGAAGAAAAUGCAGGAACACCUUUAAAAGGAAAGAUUCGACGCUGGAGCAGAACCCAGAGAGCAGAAACGGUCCGUGCAGGCUGGUUGAGCUGAACCUGCUGCCAAAAAGAGUGAGUAAGGGUUAAGAGGGAAUCUGUGAGUCAGAUCAGAUCCGAUGACCCCGAGCUGCUUCUUCACCUGGAGAAUGCAGACAGGAGUGUCCGAUCGACACAUUCCUACAGUUUCAGAAAAAUCCUGCUUUGUUUGCUUUGCCGGUGUGAUGAAACGGCUCACGCUGUCGCAACUUCGGCUCACGCCACAACAAUAAUGUAAAACCGCAGAAGAAUUUGAACAGAUAGCACUUCAGCUGUGUUAAAGAAAUCACUGGAAACUGGUCAACAAAGAUGUCAUUCACGAAAAAGCCAUUUGGAAAGAAAUGAACAGCAUGGAUAUCUGUUCAGCAGAAAAACCUGGACCGUUCCUGGACAUGAAUCUAUACAGGAGCUUUGGAAAUCUCAUGGAGACAUGGGUGAACGAGGACAGAUUGUCUCCACAGACGCAGCUGCUUCAGGACACCAUGGACUCGCUCGUACCUACCUCCGACAUGGGAAUCAACCCUCGAUCGGAGUCCGUCGACUCCGGAGUGGAGUUAGCCAGCUGUGGCACGCCGUGUCCGGCCUCAUCCUCUUCAGCCUCCGCAGAAAUGGACUCACUAAUGCUACAAAGUGAAGGACUCAUACUAGCAUCAAUGUCCCAGUCUCCUGUUCUCUCCUCUCCCGUGCCGUCCUCCUGCUCUUCCUCUUCGUCCCCGUGCCUGUGUCCCAGCACCGCCGAGGAAGACCCCACUUCUCUGCGCCUAAAGGUCGAACGAGCUCUGCGGAAAGCUGACUCAAAGAACUGGAGAAGCAUGGAUGAGCCAGUCGUCCGGCAGCCCCGAGCAUCUUUCCUGCCCAAACAGCACGCGUCAGAAUUAAUGAGGUGUUCAAGGUCACAGAGCUUUGACACCAGGAGGAGGUUCGACCCAUCCGUGCUCCUGAAACAAAUGUUGGACAUGAAGCAAAGUUUUAUAAGCACAGAAGGGCAAAGCUUGGAGGGAUCUGAUGUGAAUGAAGAGAAGAAACUGAGUCCUGGGUUCUUCUAUUUGGAACAGGUGUGUCAAAGGCUGGAAAAUUUAGCCAGAGAGCAGAUGCGCAGCCAAGGGUUACUGAUGGAGACCGACGCUCUCUGGGAACAUGAAGAAGCAGAGGCUCCUGAAAGUUGUCAGACUGACUCGACAGCUGCUGAGGAGGACCAGUCAUCAAGUCAGCUGGUUGAAAGGGCAGAGCAGGUUUCCAGCCAGCCUCAGCAGCAAAAAUCCAGACACUUUCGGCAGAGAUCAGCCUCAGACACAAUGUUUGCAGCUCUGCAUUUAAAAAAGUUAAACGCCAACCACAGAGGGCAGCUGCUGAGUACAAAUGACCUCCUAGAAAGAGUAGAAGAUGAGGAGACAGUACAGGAGGAGACAAAGGAGAGAUCAAAUAAGGCUUUUAGGAACUGGAGGGCAAAACUGCCUUUGAGAAGAACGGAGUCUGCCGCCUCGGACACAAAGAGCCAACAGAUGCAGUUCUCUGAGAGGACUUCAGCACGUCGACGGUUGAGCAAACUGUUCAGACGAAAUAAAGGAAAUAAAGAACAUCUCGUGUGAAAGGACCUGUUUCUGGGUUUUUAAAGGGGAACCGUGCUAACACUAGACUUCCUCUUGUCUCAUAAUUCUGUGGUCUACUCUGUUCAUUUAUUAUUUACUCAUAAAUGGAAUCUAUUUUUGUAUAUAUAGAUGUAACAUAUAACUGGAAGCUGAAUGCAUUGACCUGUUUUUGUCACACAGAAUUCAAGAGUGAAGACCUCAAUAGAGUCCUUUUUGUACAGUUUUUUUUGAAGUUGUAUAUUUGUAUCAUGUUCUACACCGUAAAUGUCAAAUUAUAGAAAUAUCUUAGUUUAUUUUAUCAGUGUUGGGAAAAUUCUGCAUCAGAACGAAUAUUAUGCUUUAAAUUCUGCUCUGUGUUUGAGAGACCAAUUCAAUUAAAGAAAUGUUUCUUAAUGAGUCCCCUUGGUGCCACCCCAUCUCUUUGCAGGGUUACUUUACCUUUUUCCUCUUCUACAUUUUAAUUGCUUCUGUGUUUCAGAGGUCAACUGUUUUCUUAAGAUUUGGCUCAAAUCAGACAUCUUAAAAUGUGCUUUAAACUGCCAAUAUGUGCAAGAUGAAUUACACUAAAUGGGUAAAACCUUAGAUAACAACAAAUUAACUUCUCAAGAUUUUCAGUGGAGGAAAUGCAGCUACAACUGAUGCAUUCCCUGCAGAACUUCCACAAAGAUAAGGCAGCAACUGAAACAUUUACCACAAUAUGCAGAGCAGCUGUAAUAUUUCACAAGUCCUUAUCUCCAGACGGAGACUGAAAAAAAUAAAUGUGAAAUUGCAUUCUGGGUUAGAAAAGUAAUGAAUACACAAGUACAGCCAGGUUGGAAUCUGGUCUCUCCAGUUGCAAACUAGUUUGCACUUAAUGAAAAAUUUAUGUUGUGUGGCACAGAAAAGCUGCUUUGCUUUCACUAUGUAUAAAGUCAGAUCAGAACAAGAGUGAACAAAAUAAAACUGGGUUAUUUCUGAAAA